Penicillium alfredii is the source of this 1485-nucleotide messenger RNA. RefSeq lists its product as uncharacterized. Gene Ontology annotation, biological process: transmembrane transport. The coding region runs from base 1 to 1485 and encodes 494 amino acids. NCBI's taxonomy places the organism in Eukaryota, Fungi, Ascomycota, Eurotiomycetes, Eurotiales, Aspergillaceae. The record is from RefSeq and is a predicted model, not a curated record. The transcript is spliced from 5 exons. Gene Ontology annotation, molecular function: transmembrane transporter activity. Gene Ontology annotation, cellular component: membrane.
AUGGCGCAAAUCACUGUCCAGACUCAAUCAGCGCAUUCGGGGUUGAACCUCGAUGACUCACACCAUCUUACUAUGCUGCACUCCCAAGAACGUGAUUCCCAACAAGAUUCACAGUCUCAGAGAUCAGUAUCCCAAGGCCCAGUCUCUGACAGAAUCUACGAGGCUCAGCCAGCGGGCCUUUCGCGCAGCAGGGGGGUUAUCUUGAUUACUACCUUGAGCGGCAUCACGUUUGUGGGUAGUAUGACCAGUGGAUUGCUGACUAUUGGAUUGCCUUGGAUUGCCAAAGACUUGAACCUGGCUGAUAACUUGCUGCUCUGCCUUGCCAAUGGAUGCUGCCUGCUCCUCGCCGGGUCUAUGGCCGAUUUCAUCGGCAACCGAAUGAUCAACCUGAUCGGCUGUUUUCUGUUGGGAGCCUUCAUUCUAGCCUGUGGCGUGUCCGAGACUGGGAUCCAGUUGAUUGUAUUCCGCACCUUCCAGGGCAUUGCCACGUCAAUGUGUCUUCCAACAGCGUUCAGCAUUCUCACCGAUACCAUGCCGACUGGUAAACGGCGAAACAUCGGAUUCGCCUGUCUGGGACUCGGCCAGCCCUUUGGUUUCUCAGUCGGGCUUGUCUUUGGAGGACUCUUCCAAGGCUCUUCUCUCAAUUGGAGAUUCGGGUACUAUCUUUGCGCGGGUAUCACUAUUGCCCUCGCCGUGGUGAGCUUGUUUAAGCUGCCUAGGGACAAGGAGCGAGAGCCGUUCUCGGUCAUCACUGAUAACCCGGCAAACAUCCACCAAGCCAAAAACAUCGCUUUACUGUGUGCCGCGGCAGCGAUGAUCCCCGCGUUCUGGGGCUGGAUGAACUGGCGAGAGAAGAAUGGCAAGCCCGCGUUGAUCCCCAACUCUCUGUGGCGGAACACGGCCUUUGCUUCGAUCUGCGUGAUGGUUCUUUUGGCCUGGGCUGUGCUCAAUGGAAUGGAGACAAUUCUCAGUCUUUUCUUCCAAGAAGUCCAAAAUCUAUCCGCCAUCCAGGCUGCGCUCCGAUUCCUACCCAAUGUGUUCAUCGGCAUCGUCCUCAAUGUCGGAACGGGCUUAUUAGUUCACCGUCUGCGUGCCAAUCACUUGGUGCUCGUCAGCUCGGUCCUCAGUGCCGGCUCCCCAUUGUUGAUGGCAAUUGUUGAUCCAGACUGGUCGUGGUGGUAUUUUAUCUUCACCGUGGCCAAUCUGAUCAUCACCGAUGCCUUCACACCCAAAACGCAGGGCCUGGCCGGCGCAGUAUUCAACACGAUUGCGCAGUUUGGGACGUCUAUCGGACUCACUACGUUUGCUAUUAUCUCUGCGGGCGUCACGCAGGGAUCGUCUUAUGGUAAUAAAGGAUCUCCCGAUGCGUUGAUGCUCGGGUACCGGGCUGUUUUCUGGACGUGUUUUGGACUGAUGAUUGCUGCCUGUGGUGUUGGGGCUUGGGGGCUGCGCAAGGUGGGAAAGGUGGGAUUGAAGAGAGAAUGA